This is a messenger RNA of Chrysemys picta bellii (western painted turtle), 2713 nucleotides long. RefSeq names its product macrophage stimulating 1 (gene MST1). Lineage: Eukaryota; Metazoa; Chordata; Testudines; Emydidae. Gene Ontology annotation, biological process: regulation of receptor signaling pathway via JAK-STAT; proteolysis. The record is from RefSeq and is a predicted model, not a curated record. Gene Ontology annotation, molecular function: serine-type endopeptidase activity; receptor tyrosine kinase binding.
UGGAGGCUGACACAACAGUGCCUGUCUGUUGCCUGUGUGUCCGGCUGCAGAGUAAGCCCAGCUGAGGACAGCUCCCAGCCCAGCAGAGGGUUUGCAGUGAGCGAAGGGGAGCCUCAGGUAAGAGGGCAGAGUGAGGGCAGCAGUAUUUCCAGAGCAGGCACUUGACGGCUCACACGGCCUGGGAGAGGGCAUGGCCGUCUGUGCUGUAUGACAACACGCCCGGCCAUGCUCACAGCUGCCAGGCUGCUGGGCUUCAACCUUACAGUCAUUGACUCCUGCCACCCUGCCUACCCCGUGCCAGCCUCUCCUAGGGCAGUGACCUCCUGGACCCCCAAACUGGCCAUCUCUGCACUCCACAGGAGCCAGCUCUCUCAAGCCACCAGUGCUCCAGUGUCUGGCUCUGUGCUCAGAGUGCCCCGGCCCGGGCUCCCGACUGCAGGGAAGCUGCCCAGUUCUGCCCUAGCUCUCUAGCUCCCCAGCACGCUUGCUACGGGGUGAUGGCUGUCUGCUCCGCACUGCUGGCUGGAGCUGCUGUAGAGCUGCAGGAGCCACUCAUGCUGAGCGCUGGCUGCUCUCCCCACAAAGAUUCUCCACAAGGCAGCCAUCCCUGGGCUCACGGGGGCACCCUUUUCACCCACAGAUUACAUGCAGAAUUGCAUUAGGGCAGAUGGGAGGAGCUACCGGGGCAUACAGUCCACGACGGAGAAGGGAAAGAACUGCCAGCAGUGGAGGCUGAAGUUUCCCCAUGAUCACAGGUUUUCUCCCUCUCUGCGGAAUGGCCUUGAGGAGAACUACUGCCGGAACCCAGACAGAGAUGAGCGGGGUCCCUGGUGCUACACCAUGGACCCAGCCGUCCGGCACCAGAGCUGUGGUAUCAAGAAGUGUGAAGAUGCCGUGUGUGUGUUGUGCAACGGGGAAGAUUACCGGGGCCUGGUGGACCACACGGAGUCCGGGCGGGAGUGCCAGCGCUGGGACCUGCAGCACCCCCACAAGCACCCAUACCAUCCCCACAAAUAUCCUGAGAAGGAUUUGGAUGACAAUUACUGCCGCAACCCUGACAGCUCCGUGGGCCCCUGGUGCUACACCACAGAUCCUGCCCGGGAGCGGGAGUACUGCCACCUCCGCAAAUGCACAGAGAAAAGCCCACGCCUCGCAGACACCACCACCAGCUGUUUCAAGCACAAAGGCGAAGGUUACCGGGGCAAGGUGAACGUCACCACGUCAGGAAUCCCCUGCCAGCGCUGGGACGCCCAGACCCCCCACCGGCACCAUUUCCGGCCCGAGGCAUACGAGUGCAAGGACCUGCGGGAGAAUUACUGCCGGAACCCUGAUGGCUCAGAGGCCCCCUGGUGCUUCACCAGUCUGCCCAGCAUGCGCGUCGCCUUCUGCUUCCAGAUCAAACGCUGCACUGAUGAGGUGGAGGUGGACGACUGUUACCAUGGAAAUGGUGAGCUGUACAGGGGCAAGAUCAGCAAGACCCGGAAAGGCAUCACUUGCCAGAAGUGGUCAGCAGUAUCGCCCCACACACCCCAGAUCUCUCCCGCCAUGUUCCCUGCCAUGCGCCUUGAGGAGAAUUAUUGCCGCAACCCCGACAACGACAGCCACGGGCCCUGGUGCUACACCAUGGACCCCAGCACCCAGUUUGAUUACUGCGCCAUCAAGUCCUGCGGUGACAAGACACCAUCCAUCCUGGAGACUGCAGAUAACGUGGUCUUUGCCGAGUGCGGCAAGAGGGACGAGCGCCUCCAGCUGAAGGGCCGUAUCGUCGGGGGACGCCCUGGGAACUCACCCUGGACUGUCAGCAUCCGCAACCGGAAAGGAGUGCAUUUCUGCGGAGGAUCCCUGGUGAAGGAGCAAUGGGUCAUCAGCACGCGCCAGUGCUUCUCCUCCUGUGACACUGACCUGUCUAGCUACGAGGUCCAACUUGGGACCCUCUUCAAGGACCCCAGCCCCAGCGACCCCGACAAACAGGCCCUCCCCAUCCUGAAACUUGUCUGCGGGCCCUCCGCGUCUGACCUGGUGCUGCUGAAACUGGCCAGGCCAGCGACUCUGAACGAUCGGGUGGCUCUGAUCUGCCUCCCACCAGAGCGGUACGUCGUGCCCGAGAACACAGAGUGCGAGAUCGCUGGAUGGGGUGAAACCGGAGGUACCGGCAACAAGACUCUGCUCAACGUAGCCAAGCUGCCCGUGUUGAGCAACAAGGAGUGCAACAUGGUGCUCCGAGGCCAGGUGAAGGAGAGUGAGCUGUGUACUGCGCCUCUGCGAGCCGGGGUGGGGGCCUGUGAGGGUGACUAUGGGGGGCCGCUGGCCUGCCUGACCCAUGACUGCUGGGUGCUGGAGGGCGUCAUCACCCCUAUCCGUGUGUGUGCCCGCAAGGACCAGCCAGCUGUCUUCACUCGUGUCUCUCUCUACGUCGAUUGGAUCAACAAAGUGAUGAGGAUGCUCUGAGCUGGUGGGGGCCCAGCUCAGGGCCCAGAUGGGCAGGGACGGCCCCCAGGGAGCUAAGCGCUGCUUUCCCCUCUGCCUGGUGAUGGCCGUGGGCUCUGAGAUGUACAUUCACCCGUGCCAAACUGUGCCAAGCCCUCGCAGCGUCCCCGGGCAGGGCUCUGAGUCCAGACUGUCUGUCCCAUGUGCUGAGACCAAGCCAGCCAGCCCGUCCCUGGGCUGUGGGCACCGGCAUUGGGUGAUUGCAAUAAACAUGCUCAAGGUGUCA